AUGUCGAAUUCACGCAGUGGCGCUAGUUCGGGCUCACGCGGUGAUGGUCGCUCAGAAAUUUGCCCUCAAGAUAAACACGACUUGAAAUAUUUAGCCGCCAACUGGCAGAACAAUAGCCAACAUACAGGGACAAUUCGGACCGAGAUGAUGAAGCAGGACGUUUUGAACCGCAUGGAUAAGAUCACGGGUUUGAUGAAUGCGGACUGCAAGAAAGCCAGCGGCGCGCCAGAGCACGAGCCCGUCGAGCGGCUGAACUGGGACGAAUUAUACGAAGUAUCAGCUAACGUCAUGGACCUCUACACAAAGGAUGUAGAUGAGUGCCUCUCGGAGCUAGAAAAAUUCUACAGGAAGCAAUAUCUAUGGCAAGAAGCAGCUUUUACGAUCGACUCGCACCGAGGAGCUGCCAGAAUUGGCGCUGCCGAGGCAUGGGUCAUUGCAAAAGAGGCGCAUCUGGAGAAUAAGCGUCAAGAAUUAUCUUCUUCUGCACAAAUAAUCAAGAACACCCUUGAAGGUUUGUCACAAAGGUGA
This is a messenger RNA of Lachancea thermotolerans CBS 6340, 528 nucleotides long. RefSeq names its product Gmc2p (gene GMC2). Bases 1 to 528 code for a protein of 175 amino acids. The transcript has 2 exons. The record is from RefSeq and is a predicted model, not a curated record. Lineage: Eukaryota; Fungi; Ascomycota; Saccharomycetes; Saccharomycetales; Saccharomycetaceae.